AUGUUUGAGAUAUUGUUCGGUUGGUCCAAGGCUUCGAAAUGUAAGAACGCUAUAAAGAAAGCAUGUUACAGAAUCGGGUUUCUCAAGAGCAAGAGACAAACAAUAGUUAAGCAACUGCGAAAUGAUUUGGCGAAGUUAAUACAAAGCGGUCGUGAAGAAACUGCGCUUAAUCGGGUUGAGCAGUUAAUAAAAGAUGAAAGCAUGGCAGAUGCGUAUGAAUUGUUAGAAAAAUUCUGUGAAUUUAUUCUAUCACAGUUGUCUUAUAUUCGAAGGCACAAGGACUGUCCAAAUGAUAUUAAAGUAGCGGUUUCUAGUCUUAUAUUUGCAUCUGCAAGAUGUGGCGAAAUUCCGGAGCUUUCUGUCAUCAGGCAAUUAUUUGGAAGACGAUAUGGAGAGAAAUUUGCAAAGGCCGCGGUUGAGUUAUAUCCUGGGAAUUUUGUAAACAAGCAGUUGACAGAGAAUUUAUCAGAAAAAUGUGUGACCGAGGAUUUGAAGUACGCAAUGGUGAACAAAAUUGCUAGAGAAAAUAACUGUCUCCAACAAAACGUUUUAGCCAUAGAAUAUUACCCUGAUUGCCAACAAGUGCAGCAUAUAGAAAACAAAGGGUAUCAAGUAGUGGAAAAUGAUCCAAAAGUAAAUGCCUCAAUUUCAGAAUCUAAAGUCCAUUCAUCACAUAUUGAUGAGAUGGAAAGAGGUGUCAAAUGUGUUCAUUCAUCAUUUAUUUCCAAGCCAUGUGACUCUUGCAAUGCUCUUCCCAAAUCAACCUUUGCUGUUGAUUCUUCUGCUAUAAUGUCGAUUGUUCCGCAAUAUCCUCAAUAUAUUCUGAGCUAUCCUUUGCAAGAUAAAUUCGAGAAAAUAGUUGAGGUAGAUUUUCCUAAGCUACUUUCUUCAGAAAUGGUAGAUUAUGUUGAAGAGGUUGAGGAGUAUCAAUUUUCAUUACCAAAAUACGCUGCCUGCCACAAAGAAAUGCUAUUCGAGUACAAUUCUUCAUCUCUUUCUGGUAGAGAAAAAACUAAAACUGGUUUCGGCGAAAGUUAUAUUGAUCAAGACGAAUCGUUGUGUGAGUCGUUAAACACAAUGACCUCAAGAAGGAGCAAAAGAGGACAUAGGAAAAGAUCAAUAAGAAGACCAUCCUCCAUAAAAAAUGUAGGCGUUAUUGAUAUUGGAUACAUGGUUUAUUAUCAAAAGCCAUGCAGAAAUCAGAAGAAUGUUAGUGUUCCUGACAGUGGAAAAAACCAGAAGAAACCGAUACUACAUGGGCGAAAAAAUUUACAAUCAGGUCAGAACAAAUAUAGAAACCAACCAAGGUUGUGUCUAGCAGAAGAGGAAGAGGAAGAGGCUAGUCUUCUACAACAUAGCGUAGUCGGAUUCAAAACUCGGCUCGAAGAGGAUAAUCUCACAACGAAAAAUGAAUCCGCGGAAAACCAGAUAAAGAGUGAAGAUAGCACGAGGCGAAUAAACUUCAACAGAAAAAUUAAAGGAUGCAGCUUGGACAAACCGUGUUACUAUUAUCUUUAUGAUAACAAAGACUCACUGGAAACUGAACCUUUGAUAGAAGCUAAGUCACAUGUUGAACAAGAUUGUAUGCAUAAUGAAUGCUGUCAUUGUAGACCAUUUUGUGAGGUUGGGAAUAAUGGAAACAACGAAACAAAAGAAGAGAUUAUUGCCAGCAUCAGUGUUUCUGAUCCAAAGAUUAAUGGUUCUUUGACAAGAACUGAAAAGGAAGUUUCAUAUUCAAGGGCCAUGACAAUGCCACAGGAGAGACAUAGAAAAGGGAAAGAUAUGUUACGGACAUAUUCAUGUCAACAAUAUCCUAAUCAUGUUCAUCCUAAGUUGCCAGAUUAUGAGGACAUUGCUGUCAAGUUCACUGCUCUCAAGAAAAACCACAUUCAAAAUAAAGACUAUACCGUAGAAACUAGAGGCAUAUACACAACACAAGAUUAA
Lathyrus sativus (Indian pea) is the source of this 1944-nucleotide messenger RNA. Lineage: Eukaryota; Viridiplantae; Streptophyta; Magnoliopsida; Fabales; Fabaceae. The record is from the annotation of a GenBank genome assembly.